Letharia columbiana is the source of this 7068-nucleotide messenger RNA. RefSeq lists its product as uncharacterized. The transcript has a single exon. The record is from RefSeq and is a predicted model, not a curated record. Gene Ontology annotation, cellular component: U5 snRNP; catalytic step 2 spliceosome. Gene Ontology annotation, molecular function: pre-mRNA intronic binding; protein binding; U1 snRNA binding. The coding region runs from base 1 to 7068 and encodes 2355 amino acids. NCBI's taxonomy places the organism in Eukaryota, Fungi, Ascomycota, Lecanoromycetes, Lecanorales, Parmeliaceae. Gene Ontology annotation, biological process: spliceosomal tri-snRNP complex assembly; mRNA splicing, via spliceosome.
AUGUCUUCUCUUCCGCCACCUCCGCCGCCAGGCUGGGGAGCAGGACCUCACUCGAUGCCUUCGGCGCCACCACCACCUGGCUACCAACCGCCUGCCGAUCCCCAAGUCGCGAAGUUCGCCCAGAAAAAGAAGGAAUGGCUACGGUCGCAGCGAAACCGCUUUGGGGAGAAGCGAAAGGGAGGAUUCGUGGAGACACAGAAAGCUGAUAUGCCACCGGAGCAUCUACGGAAGAUCGUCAAGGAUAUUGGAGAUGUGUCACAGAAGAAAUUCAGCAGUGACAAGCGGAGCUAUCUAGGUGCUUUGAAGUUCAUGCCGCACGCGGUGCUGAAACUGCUAGAGAAUAUGCCCAUGCCUUGGGAGUCGGCGAGGGAGGUGAAAGUGCUAUAUCAUGUCAACGGGUGCUUGACGAUGGUAAAUGAAACACCGAGGGUGAUUGAGCCCGUCUUUCAUGCGCAGUGGGCUACGAUGUGGGUGUGCAUGCGAAGGGAGAAGAGCGAUAGACGACAUUUCAAGAGGAUGAGAUUUCCACCUUUUGACGACGAAGAGCCCCCGCUUUCGUGGUCGGAGAAUAUUGAAGAUGUGGAGCCAUUAGAGCCGAUCCAGAUGGAGCUCGACGAAGCUGAAGAUGGACCCGUCCUCGACUGGCUUUACGAGCAUCGACCCCUCCUGGAUACUCCACAUGUCAACGGGCCAAGCUACAAAGAAUGGAACCUAAGUUUGCCGCAAAUGGCCACCCUCUACCGGCUGAGUCACCAGCUGUUGAGCGAUCUGGUGGAUCAGAACUACUUUCAUAUGUUCGACCUUUCGAGUUUUGAGACGGCAAAGGCUUUGAACGUCGCCAUACCGGGUGGCCCAAGGUUCGAGCCACUCUACAAGGACGUUGAUCCAAAUGAUGAAGACUUCGGCGAAUUCAACGCGAUCGACCGCAUCAUCUUCCGAGCACCUAUCAGGACUGAGUACCGCGUGGCUUUCCCAUUUCUAUACAACUCGCUACCUCGAAGCGUUAAGCUUUCGUGGUACUCCCAUCCGCAAGUGGUCUAUGUCCGAGCUGAAGACCCGAGUCUUCCAGCCUUCUACUUCGAUCCUGUCAUCAACCCAAUAUCUUCACGCUCCGUUGCACCCAAAAACAUCACCGUCAGCCAUGAAGAUGAAAUCUUUGGACACGGCAACAUGGAGGACGAGGAAUUCACAUUGCCUGGUAACAUGGAGCCGUUCUUGGCGGACGAAGAACUCUACACAAGCGAGACCUCAUCGGCCAUCUCACUGUGGUGGGCGCCGUUCCCCUUUGACCGUCGGUCUGGAAAGAUGGUGCGUGCUCAAGACGUGCCUUUGGUCAAGCAAUGGUAUCUGGAGCAUUGCCCGCAAGGUCAACCAGUCAAAGUCAGAGUUUCAUACCAGAAGCUUCUGAAAACCUUCGUCUUGAAUGAGCUGCACAAGAAAAAGCCCAAAGCGCAAAAUAAGCAAAACUUGAUGAAGUCACUCCGGUCAACGAAGUUCUUUCAGCAGACAACGAUCGACUGGGUCGAGGCCGGUCUUCAGGUCUGCAGGCAGGGCUUCAAUAUGCUGAACCUCCUCAUUCAUCGCAAGAACCUGACGUAUCUUCAUCUGGACUACAACUUCAAUCUGAAGCCUGUUAAAACGCUCACGACAAAAGAACGAAAGAAGUCGCGCUUCGGGAACGCUUUCCAUUUGAUGCGGGAAAUCUUGCGCCUGACAAAGCUGAUUGUCGAUGCUCAAGUCCAGUACCGCCUCGGCAAUAUCGACGCCUUUCAAUUGGCCGAUGGAAUUCUGUAUGCCUUCAACCACGUCGGACAGCUUACCGGUAUGUACCGAUACAAGUACAAGCUCAUGCACCAGAUUCGAUCAUGCAAAGAUUUAAAGCAUCUGAUCUACUAUCGGUUCAAUUCUGGCCCAGUCGGCAAAGGACCUGGAUGCGGCUUCUGGGCACCUGCCUGGAGAGUCUGGCUGUUCUUCAUGCGCGGUAUCAUCCCAUUGCUUGAGAGGUGGCUUGGUAACCUGCUUUCUCGACAAUUCGAGGGUCGACACAGUAAGGGUGUGGCUAAGACUGUCACAAAGCAGAGAGUCGAGUCUCAUUUCGACCUUGAGCUUCGUGCCUCUGUCAUGGCUGACUUAAUGGACAUGAUGCCUGAAGGUAUCAAGCAGAACAAGGUCAACACCGUGCUGCAACAUCUGUCUGAAGCUUGGAGGUGUUGGAAGAGUAACAUACCUUGGAAGGUGCCUGGCCUGCCUGCGCCUAUUGAGAAUAUCAUACUGCGAUAUGUCAAGAGCAAGGCCGACUGGUGGAUUUCGGUUGCCCACUACAAUCGAGAGCGUAUUAGGAGAGGUGCUACUGUUGACAAGACUGUCGCAAAGAAAAACCUCGGCCGUCUCACUCGAUUGUGGCUGAAGGCAGAGCAAGAGCGACAGCACAACUAUAUGAAAGAUGGGCCCUAUGUCUCGUCGGAAGAAGCCGUGGCCAUCUACACCACGACAGUUCAUUGGCUCGAGUCGAGAAAGUACUCUCCUAUACCUUUCCCCGCUGUAUCGUACAAGCACGACACCAAGAUCCUGAUUCUGGCCCUGGAACGACUGCGAGAAGCAUACUCGGUCAAGGGUCGUCUGAAUCAAAACCAAAGAGAAGAGCUUGCCCUAAUCGAGCAGGCUUACGACUCUCCGGGAACGACACUCACACGUAUUAAGCGCUUCUUGCUUACGCAGCGUGCUUUCAAGGAAGUUGGCAUUGACAUGAAUGACAACUACAGCUCCAUCAACCCUGUCUACGAUAUUGAGCCUAUAGAGAAGAUCACCGAUGCCUACCUCGACCAGUAUCUUUGGUACCAGGCUGAUCAAAGACACUUGUUCCCCGCCUGGAUCAAGCCCUCUGACUCGGAGGUUCCACCGCUACUCACCUACAAAUGGGCUCAAGGUAUCAACAACUUGGGCGGUGUUUGGGAGACAGCCGAUGGGGAGUGCAACGUCAUGAUCGAGACUCAGCUUUCGAAGGUGUAUGAGAAGAUCGAUCUUACGCUGUUGAACAGGCUUUUGCGCUUGAUAAUGGACCAUAACUUGGCAGAUUAUAUCACGUCAAAGAACAAUGUGCAGCUGAAUUACAAGGACAUGAACCACACCAACAGCUACGGGAUGAUCAGGGGUCUGCAAUUCUCAGCCUUUGUCUUCCAAUACUACGGCCUAGUCCUUGACCUGCUGCUGCUUGGUCUGCAGCGUGCAAGCGAAAUUGCUGGCCCACCUCAGAGUCCCAACGACUUCUUGCAAUUCAGAGACCGCAAGACAGAGACUAGGCAUCCUAUCCGACUAUACACCAGAUACAUUGACCGUAUCUGGGUCUUCCUGAGGUUCUCUGCCGAUGAAUCAAGAGAUCUCAUCCAGCGUUUCUUGACAGAGCAGCCAGAUCCCAACUUUGAGAACGUAAUUGGAUAUCGCAACAAGAAGUGUUGGCCGCGAGAUUCAAGGAUGAGGUUGAUGAGGCACGACGUCAAUCUUGGCCGCGCUGUUUUCUGGGAUCUCAAGAACCGAUUGCCAAGAUCAAUCACCACCAUCGAAUGGGACGACACAUUCGCCAGCGUGUACAGCAGAGACAAUCCUAAUUUGCUUUUCUCGAUGAGUGGAUUCGAAGUUCGCAUCCUGCCCAAGACUCGGAACCUCAAUGAGGAGUUCCCUGUCAAGGACAGUGUUUGGUCGCUUGUGGAUAACACCACAAAGGAGCGAACUGCUCAUGCGUUCUUACAGGUCACAGAGGAGGACAUUCAGAAGUUUAACAACCGCAUCAGACAAAUCUUGAUGUCCUCUGGCUCUACUACGUUUACGAAGAUUGCCAACAAAUGGAACACUAGUUUGAUCGCAUUGUUCACUUACUACCGUGAAGCGGCGGUUUCGACCGUCAACCUACUCGAUACCAUCGUCAAGUGCGAGACUAAGAUUCAGACUCGUGUCAAGAUCGGUCUAAAUUCCAAGAUGCCUUCAAGAUUCCCGCCUGCAGUGUUUUAUACGCCAAAGGAGCUCGGAGGUCUCGGUAUGAUUUCUGGGUCUCACAUCCUCAUCCCAACUAGCGACAAGCGAUGGUCGAAGCAGACGGACGUAGGCGUCACGCAUUACCGAUCUGGUAUGAGCCAUGAUGAGGAGACUCUCAUUCCCAACAUCUUCCGAUACAUCAUCCCAUGGGAAGCCGAAUUUAUCGAUUCGCAGCGUGUUUGGACCGAGUACUCCCAGAAGCGCCAAGAAGCCAAUCAGCAGAACCGAAGACUGACACUUGAAGACUUGGAGGACAGCUGGGAUCGCGGUCUGCCACGUAUCAAUACCUUGUUCCAGAAAGAUCGAAGCACCUUAAGCUUCGACAAGGGUUUCAGGGCUCGUACUGAGUUCAAGACAUACCAGCUGAUGAAGAGCAAUCCAUUCUGGUGGACCAGUCAGCGCCACGACGGAAAGCUCUGGAAUCUCAACGCCUACCGAACAGAUGUCAUUCAAGCUCUUGGUGGUGUUGAGACUAUCCUUGAGCACACGCUAUUCAAGGCCACGGCUUUCCCAUCAUGGGAAGGUCUCUUUUGGGAGAAAGCUUCCGGUUUCGAAGAAUCUAUGAAGUUCAAGAAGUUGACCAAUGCCCAACGUUCCGGUCUCAAUCAGAUUCCUAAUCGUCGGUUCACGCUUUGGUGGUCGCCUACGAUCAAUCGUGCCAACGUCUACGUCGGGUUUCAGGUGCAACUUGAUCUGACUGGUAUCUUCUUGCAUGGCAAGAUUCCCACUUUGAAGAUUUCGCUGAUUCAGAUCUUCCGUGCCCAUCUGUGGCAGAAGAUUCACGAGUCAGUCGUUAUGGAUUUGUGCCAGGUCUUUGAUCAAGAGUUAGAUCAGCUGGGUAUCGAGACGGUGCAAAAGGAGACAAUCCAUCCGAGAAAGUCCUACAAGAUGAACAGCUCUUGCGCUGAUAUCCUCCUCUUCGCUACACACAAAUGGAACGUGACAAGACCAUCGAUCCUGUUCGACACUAAGGACAUCACAGAGCCUACAACCACCAACAAGUUCUGGGUCGACGUCCAGCUGCGAUAUGGUGACUACGACUCUCACGAUAUUGAGCGAUACGUGCGUGCGAAAUACCUAGAUUACACCACCGACAGCAUGAGUAUCUACCCGUCUGCCACUGGUUUGAUGAUUGGUAUUGAUCUUGCAUACAAUCUUUACUCUGCGUAUGGUCAAUACUUCCCUGGUCUUAAGACGCUCGUCCAGCAAGCCAUGGCCAAAGUUAUGAAGGCCAACCCUGCUUUGUAUGUGCUAAGGGAGCGUAUCCGAAAGGGUCUGCAAUUGUAUGCAUCGGAGAGCAACCAGGAAUUUUUGAACUCGCAGAACUAUUCUGAACUUUUCAGCAACCAGAUCCAGCUGUUUAUCGAUGAUACCAAUGUCUACCGAGUCACGAUUCACAAGACAUUCGAAGGAAAUCUGACAACGAAGCCUAUCAACGGCGCCAUCUUCAUCUUCAACCCUAGGACAGGUCAGCUGUUCCUGAAGAUUAUUCACACGAGUGUCUGGGCUGGUCAAAAGCGUUUGGGUCAAUUAGCGAAAUGGAAGACUGCAGAGGAAGUGGCUGCAUUGAUUCGAUCGCUGCCGGUCGAAGAGCAGCCAAAGCAACUUAUUGUCACCAGAAAGGGUCUGUUGGAUCCCCUGGAAGUGCAUCUGCUUGACUUUCCCAAUAUCUCGAUUCGAGCUUCCGAGCUCCAGCUGCCCUUCCAGGCUGCAAUGAAGGUCGAGAAGUUGGGUGAUAUGAUACUGCGCGCUACGGAGCCAAAGAUGAUGCUGUUCAAUCUCUACGACGAGUGGCUCAAGACGAUCUCUUCGUACACUGCAUUCUCGCGACUGAUCCUCAUCCUGCGUGCCCUGCAUGUCAAUCAAGACAAGACGAAGCUGCUGCUCCGACCUGACAAGACUGUGAUCACCAAGGAGCACCACAUCUGGCCCACCCUGUCUGACGAAGACUGGAUCAAGGUUGAAGUGCAACUGCGAGAUCUUAUCCUCAAUGAUUACGGCAAGAAGAACAAUGUCAAUACCUCCAGUUUGACCACCAGUGAAAUCCGAGACAUCAUCCUGGGUAUGGAGAUCAGUGCCCCAUCCAUGCAGCGCCAACAAGCUGCCGAGAUCGAGAAGCAGCAGCAAGAACAGCAACAGCUCACUGCCGUCACCACCAAGACUCAAAAUGUCCACGGUGAAGACAUUAUCGUGACCACCACUUCGCAAUUCGAGCAACAAUCCUUCGCUUCCAAAACAGAAUGGCGUACCCGAGCCAUUGCAACCUCCAACCUGCGCACCCGUGCCAACAACAUCUACAUCUCUUCUGACGAUAUCCACGAAGAAGGCCAUCAUACCUACAUCAUGCCCAAGAACAUUCUCAAGCGCUUCAUCACCAUCGCCGAUCUCCGUGUCCAGGUAGCUGGCUACCUCUACGGUUCCUCGCCACCUGACAAUGACCAGGUGAAGGAGAUCCGCACUAUAGUCAUGAUACCUCAAGUCGGUAAUACACGUGAUGUGCAGCUCCCACAUCAACUACCGCAACACUCCAACCUCUCUUCUCUGGAGCCUUUGGGUAUCAUACACACAGUGGCUGGCAACGAACCUCCCUACAUGACAUCCGCAGACGUAACCCAUCAUGCGCGCCUCAUGUCUUCCCACUCGAGCUGGGACAAGAAAACAGUCACAAUGACCGUCUCCUUCACUCCUGGCUCCGUCUCCCUCGCCGCCUGGGCCCUAACACCUCAAGGUUACAAAUGGGGUUCCGAGAACAAAGACCUGGGGUCCGACAUGCCUUCCGGCUUCAGCACCUCCGGCAUGGGCGAGAAGACCCAACUAUUGUUGAGCGAUAAGAUCCGCGGUUAUUUCUUGGUGCCGGAGCAAAACACCUGGAACUACAGCUUCAUGGGCGCCAGCUUCUCAGGCGUGGAGAAGAAGCCCGUGCCGGUGAAGAUGGAUGUGCCGAUCGGAUUCUACGCGGACGUGCAUAGGCCGUUGCAUUUCCAGAACUUUGCUGAGUUGGAGGAUAUUUGGGUCGAUAGGCAGGAUAAUUUCGCUUAG